Penaeus indicus is the source of this 698-nucleotide messenger RNA. Its product is annotated as cuticle protein CP14.6-like. The record is from RefSeq and is a predicted model, not a curated record. The transcript is spliced from 3 exons. NCBI's taxonomy places the organism in Eukaryota, Metazoa, Arthropoda, Malacostraca, Decapoda, Penaeidae. Gene Ontology annotation, molecular function: structural constituent of chitin-based larval cuticle. Gene Ontology annotation, cellular component: chitin-based extracellular matrix. The coding region runs from base 127 to 597 and encodes 156 amino acids.
CCUAUGAAGAGCAGCAUCUUACGAGGUGAAGGCAAAGGUGAGACUAUUCAAGGGCAGCUUUUCCCUCGGUAUAUAAGGAUCUCAGCUCCAUGACUGGAUUAUCAGUUCACUGCUCCUUUGAUCAUCAUGAAGUUUGCAAUUCUCAUCGCCCUUACUGUUGUGGCCGCCGCGGCCCCUGAGACUGGCUACUCUCUUCCGGACCCCUCCACAAGGGGCGGACUUGAGGCAGCUGAUUUCGUGCCCAUCCUGAGGGACGACCGAGUCCAAGAGGAGGACGGCAGGUACAACUACGAUAUCGAGACUGGCGACGGCAUUACCGUCGCGGAGUCUGGCUCACCUGACGGACCUGAGGGCGCCAUCGUUGCCUCCGGACAAUUCUCUUACACUGCUCCCGACGGUAGCCUGAUCAAGCUCACAUACGUCGCCAACGAGGACGGCUUCCAGCCCGAGGGUGACCACCUGCCAGUGGCUCCCGAAUUCCCUCAUGAGAUUCCCGAGUUCGUGCUCAGGCAGAUCGAAAAGGCAGCUGAGGAAGACGCUCUUGCCGCCGCUUCGACCAGAGACGCGCCUUCCCAGCUCUACCAGAGGCCACAGUAGACACCGAAAAUGAUAGAUGAUCACAGAUAGAACAACCUAUUAUGUAGACAUAAUUUAUUGAAUGUAUAGAGCUUGCUAUUAGUAAAGAACGCAAACCUUUA